GACUAGUAGAGACUGAAUGAAUGGGACCGACCGACCGACCGACCUACGGAGUUCCAAAUUUAGAAAGCAACGGCCAACGACUCAAAAGCAAAGCUGUCUGUCAUAUCUUCGUCUUGCAAGCAAUGAUCCUUCCUUGAUUCCAACCAAAUCCAAGCUCCGGCGAAGAAGAAGAAGAAGAAGAAGAAGCAGUAAUCAGAUCAGAGCAGGUCGGCAAGCUGAUAUAAAUCCAGUUCCUGCUUCGAUCGGCACGUCGAGGGCCUGGUGAGGUAUGGCAUUCGGCGUGGAUUUGCCGGAGGCGGAGACCCCGGCUGCUACGGCGUUUGAGUGUCCGGCUAAUGACGGGGAGCCGUCUUCGCCUCUGUCGGCUAAGCUUCCGAGGAGGCUGAGGAGGCGGCUCUCUGCCGAGACGAAAGCUCCCUCCACUGCUGAGGAAAUCGAUGCCAAGCUCAGGGAAGCCAAUCUCCGUAGGCUGGCUAAAGCACGAAAGCAAGGAGAUUUAAGGUUGAGAAGGAACAUGAAUAGGGUGAAUAGAACGCAAGAGCAGGAGGACUUGCUGUCAAGAAAGCUAGCAAGGUGCUGGAGGCAGUUUGUUAGAUCAAGGAAAACUACGUUUGCUCUAACGAAAGCGUAUGAGGCGUUGGAAAUCAAUGAAAGAUCUGUGAAAGCUAUGUCUUUUGAGGACCUUGCAAUUCGUAUAGAGUCAGCUGCCACGCUUCAAACUGUCAAAGCUCUUCUUGAACGCCUAGAGAAGCGUCUCAUAAUAUCACAGGCUUCUAGAAAGGGUACAUCUCGAGUGGAAAAUAUUGAUCUUCUUCUUAAGCGCGUGGCUUCCCAAAAUCGUAAAGCUAAUUUUCCUAAAAGGGGAACUGGCAAAAAGCCUACUGCAUCAAGUGAAGAAACGCUGAAAACUUUGAAGCGCCUUCCGAGGUAUCCUGCAAGAGUUGUGCUUUGUGCUUACAUGAUAUGUGGUCAUCCAGAAGCAGUUUUCUAUGGGAAAGGUGGCUGUGAAGCUGCUCUUGCAAAGUCUGCAGCUAACUUUAUCCGGGAGUUUGAGCUGUUGAUUAGAGUCAUAUUGCAUGGCCCUCUUCAGAAUACACCCGGGAGUUCAGAUUCUGCAACUGUUAAUAAACUAUGUUUCAGCUUGCUGCUGGAAGCUUUUGAUAAAGCAUGGUGCUCCUAUUUGUAUGAGUUUGUUGCUUGGAAGGUUGAGGAUUCCAAACUUUUGGAGGAGGAGUUGAUAAAUGCUGCUUGCGAACUCAAAAUCUCAAUCAUACAGUCUUUCAAGUUGAAUCCUGCAUGUAACGAUGGGUCUGAUUAUCAUUCUGAGGCUGAGAUGAAGCAGGUCAAUGAGGGCUUGAAACUUAUAAGAGCAAGGAUAGAGCAAAUAAGUGGCGCUGCUGGAAUUGAGCGGUUGGAUCAGGCACUCAAUGAUGUAACAUCAAGUUUUCAUGAAGCUGAGAAAUUCAGUAAAUCAUGUGUUCUUCCUGUUGCAAAUGAUACUUCCCAAGAUUCGGCAUCAGCCAUCUCAGAUGAGGAUAGGGACCUAACUAAAGGCCAAAAGUCAAGCCCGAUGGUCCCCUCUUUGUCUACUAGAGACCCUUUUUCCUCAAGAAAUCUGGCAGCCUCUAGUUUAGUUCCCAAGAGCCCAAAUGCCAUGUCUUAUGAGAAUGAAGCACUUGUAAAUGAAAUUGUGCAUGGCCACUAUGAUAUUGCUGAUAAAAUUGUCAGUGAUGAUCACCAGGAUGGUCUCAAGAACAAAAUAAGGGAGACAAUGGAAAAGGCCUUCUGGGAUGCCCUUAUGGAAUCUUUGAAACAGGAUCAGCCUGAUUUUAGCUGGAUUCUCAAGCUAAUUAAGGAGGUCAGGGAUGAACUCAUUGAACUGUCUCCUCAGAAUUGGAGAAAGGAGAUAACAGAGGCUAUUGAUGUCGAUAACCUUUCAGAGGAAGUGAAUUCAGGAGUACUAGACGUAGUUAGCCUGCAGAAAAUUCUAGAGUUUGCAUUGGUUACACUGCGGAAACUCUCUUCUCCAGCAAAAGAUGAUGAAAUGAGAAUGGCUCACUCUAAUUUGUUGAAGGAAGUUGGAGAAAUUUCUCAGGCUGCAGAUGCAUCAAAUGGCUCUCUUGCUCUGUCUAUUAUUAAAGGGCUGCGAUUUGUUCUGCAACAAAUUAAGGUCCUUAAAACAGAGAUCAGCAAAGCCCGCAUCAAGCUGAUAGAACCGCUUAUCAAGGGGCCUGCUGGCAUCGAAUAUCUUCAAAAAGCCUUUGCAGAACAUUAUGGCCCUCCUGCUGAUGCUUCUGCCUCUUUGCCCUUGACCGCUCAGUGGAUCUCUUCUAUGCAGUCCAAUGCAGAGAUGGAGUGGGAGGAGCACCUUACUUCACUAGGAGAACUGAUGGCUAGCAGCAGAAUGGACUCUCAGGGGCUUCCUUCAACCGCUCUUCGAGCUGGAGGUGCGGUUUCAGCAGUCUCGAGGAUCCUCCCUCCUGCAUCGGUUUCUUCAGGUAAGGAGCAACCUGAAUGUAGAGGAGAGAAGGUUGAUGUUGUAGUGAGGCUUGGUUUAUUGAAGCUGGUGAGUGAGGUGGAGGGUGCGAAGCUGGAUAGGCUGCCUGAGACUUUGAAGCUUAAUUUCUCUAGAUUGCGAAUCGUUCAGUCUCAGCUGCAGAAGAUAAUCGUCAUCUCAACUAGUUCCUUGGUUCUUCGGCAGACUCUCCUAAGCGAGGACUCGAUUCGGACUAAGGUGGAUGUAGAACAACUUAUUUCAGAUUGCAUCAAGCAGCUCUUCGAUCUGUUGGAGAACUUUGAUGAAGCAGGUAUACCAGAGAUUGUCGGGAUGAUUAGCAGCUUCCUUGAGCACAAACUGGAGCCUGAGAAGCUCUGUGCGGUGAGUCAGAUCAUGGCGAACUUGUUAGUGAAAAGCCUGCAAGCAGGGAACCCUAUCUUCGCUAAAGUUUCAAAAGCAGCCUACUUGGCUGCAAGAGGGGUAGUCCUUGGAGGUAGCGGGGCAAAGGGGAAGCAGUUAGCAGAAGCCGCCCUACGCUGCAUAGGAGCAUCCCCUCUUGUGGAUAGGCUAGUUAGUGCCGUGGAAGCAUUGAUCGUAGUGGCAGUUGUAUCUCGUACUGUUCACGGGCAAUGGUACGAAGCCUUGCUUGGUACUUUGUGAACACUAGCCACUAGAUUGGACAAGCUCAUUAUUUAUGGCGACAGUCGGGUUUGUAUAUUUAUUGUCAUACAAGAAUGCAGAUGCUUUACUAUGUACAUAGAAUGUAUGUAAGAACCAUAAUAGGGUGUAGUGCAAUGGUGUUUACUGUUUUUUUUAUUGUGAUGUCUGUUCUGUGUGAGUGCAACUCUGUAAACGAUCUCGGGAAAUAACAUGUGCUUGUAUUGCCGCUUCGUAGCUUUGA
This is a messenger RNA of Punica granatum (pomegranate), 3398 nucleotides long. Lineage: Eukaryota; Viridiplantae; Streptophyta; Magnoliopsida; Myrtales; Lythraceae. The record is from RefSeq and is a predicted model, not a curated record.